Messenger RNA from Olea europaea var. sylvestris, 1206 nucleotides. Its product is annotated as photosystem II CP47 reaction center protein-like. Gene Ontology annotation, cellular component: photosystem; membrane. The transcript has 7 exons. Gene Ontology annotation, biological process: photosynthesis, light reaction; photosynthetic electron transport chain. The record is from RefSeq and is a predicted model, not a curated record. Gene Ontology annotation, molecular function: chlorophyll binding. The coding region runs from base 1 to 1206 and encodes 401 amino acids. NCBI's taxonomy places the organism in Eukaryota, Viridiplantae, Streptophyta, Magnoliopsida, Lamiales, Oleaceae.
AUGUGUUCAUGUGGAUUUUCUAGCUUUCCCGUUGAACCUGAUGACUUGAUGAUUUUGAAAAAGGUUUAUGACAUCUGGUCGGAUGUGGAAGUUAGCUUGUCUAAAGGGUGGAUAGAUGAUCGGAGGUUGAUUCGGUCUGAAUCGGCUGAGGUAGUGGCAAAGGGUUAUGAGCUUGAUUCUGAUGUUGAUUUUCAGCCAUAUCUCUUGCUUCUCUAUGCUCUCUUCUUUGCUGUUUAUGCUCUACUCCGGGUAAAGAUCCGCCCGAUUUUGAUUUGCACCUACAGGACAAAUCUUUCCAUUACCAUUUCUUUUUGUUUACCUUGGUAUCGUGUUCAUACCGUUGUAUUGAAUGAUCCCGAUCAGUUGCUUUCCAUUCAUAUAAUGCAUACAGCUCUGGUUGCAGGUUGGGCAGGUUCAUGGGAGGUGGAGUAUCACAGGAGGGACUGUAACAAAUCUGGGGAUUUGGAAUUACGAAGGUGUAGCUGGGGCGCAUAUUGUGUUUCGGGCUUAUGCUUUUUGGCAGCUAUCUGGCAUUGGGUCUAUUGGGAUCUAGAAAUAUUUUGUGAUGAAUGUACAAGAAAACCUUCUUUGGAUUUGCCCAAGAUCUUUGGAAUUCAUUUAUUUCUCUCAGGGGUGGCUUGCUUUGGUUUUGGUUCAUUUCAUGUAACAGGCUUUUAUGGUCCUGGAAUAUGGGUAUCUGAUCCUAAUGGAUUAAUGGGAAAAGUACAACCUUGGGUCUAUUCCAUCUUAGCAUCCGCCCGCCACAAUGUAUAUACAAAGGAUUACGUAUGGGAAAUAUUGAAACCGUACUUUCCAGGAGUAUCGCGACUGUCAUUUUUGCUGUUUUGUUGUUACUGGAACUAUGUGUAUGGUUCAGCAACUACCCCCAUCGAAUUAUUUGGGCCCACUCAUUAUCAAUGGGAUCAGGGUUACUUCCAACAAGAGAUAUAUAGAAGAGUUAGUGCUGGGCUAGCAGAAAAUCGAAGUUUAUCAGAAGCCUGGUCUAAAAUUCCUGAAAAAUUAGCUUUUUGUGAUUAUAUCGACAAUAAUCCGGCAAAACGAGGAUUAUUUAGGGCAGGUUCAAUGGAUAACGGAGAUGAAAUAGCGAUAGUGACAAAAUUGUAUAGUGUUGAACAAGUAGGUGUAACUGUUGAGUUUUACAGCGGCAAACUCAAUGGAGUCAGUUAUAGUGACCUGCUACUGUGA